Molecule: messenger RNA, 1481 nt
Organism: Sardina pilchardus (European sardine)
Lineage: Eukaryota; Metazoa; Chordata; Actinopteri; Clupeiformes; Clupeidae
Gene: aplnra
Product: apelin receptor a
Exons: 1
Coding region: 252-1334 (360 amino acids)
Biological process (GO): brain development; neurogenesis; positive regulation of cytosolic calcium ion concentration
Cellular component (GO): external side of plasma membrane; membrane
Molecular function (GO): C-C chemokine binding; C-C chemokine receptor activity
Source: RefSeq, a predicted model, not a curated record
CGCGCUGCUGCACCGAACGGGUCCCGUACGAACCGGAGCUGAACUGAAGCGUCUCUCUCUCGCGCAGCGUGCACGGAAACUCAUCUGGACUCACGGAACUCUCGUGCUGCGCUCGUGGACUUUGUGGAUUUACGCGCUCAGAACUUUGAAGGAAAAGCAGACUUUAGAUUUAGUGACUUGAGAAUUACCGUUUAACAUUUCUGACUUUACAAUUAGCGAGCGAAAGAAACACGAACUUUGUGAUCAACGUCAUGGAGCCCACCGCGGAAUACCCCGACAGCUACGAGUACUACGACGACAACGAGACUGCGUGCGACUUCUCGGAGUGGGAGCCGUCCUACUCGCUGAUCCCCGUGCUGUACAUGCUCAUCUUCAUCCUCGGGCUCUCCGGUAACGGCCUGGUCAUCUUCACCGUGUGGCGAGCCAAAGCCAAGCGGCGCGCGGCCGACGUGUACAUCGGUAACCUGGCCCUCGCGGACCUGACGUUCGUGAUCACGCUGCCGCUGUGGGCGGUGUACACCGCGCUGGGCUACCACUGGCCGUUCGGAGUGGCUCUGUGCAAGAUCAGCAGCUACGUGGUGCUGGUCAACAUGUACGCCAGCGUCUUCUGCCUCACCUGCCUGAGCUUCGACCGCUACCUGGCCAUCGUCCACUCCCUGUCCAGCGGGCACCUGCGCUCGCGCGACUCCAUCAUGGCGUCGCUGGGCGGCAUCUGGCUGCUGUCGGGCGUGCUGGCGCUGCCCACGCUGCUCUUCCGCACCACGCUGGAGGACGAGAGCAGCAACCGCACCACCUGUGCCAUGGACUUCAGCCUGGUGGCGCCCAACCAGCGGCACGAGUCUCUGUGGAUCGCCGGGCUCAGCCUGUCCUCCUCGGCGCUGGGCUUCCUGCUUCCCUUCGUUGCCAUGACGGUGUGCUACUGCUUCAUCGGCGGCACGGUGACUCGGCACUUCAGCGCGCUGCGUAAGGAGGAGCAGAAGCGGCGGCGGCUGCUCAAGAUCAUCAGCACGCUCGUGGUCGUGUUCGCCCUCUGCUGGACGCCCUUCCACGUGCUCAAGAGCGCCGACGCGCUCUCCUACCUGGACCUGGCGCCCACUUCCUGUGCCUUCCUGCACUUCCUGCUGCUGGCCCACCCCUACGCCACCUGCCUGGCCUACGUCAACUCCUGCCUCAACCCGCUGCUCUACGCCUUCUUCGACCUGCGCUUCCGCUCGCACUGCCUCUGCCUGCUCAGCCUCAAGCGCGCCGUGCACGGACACAUCAGCUCCGCAUCCUCCACGCUCAGCGCCCAGACGCAGAAGAGCGACGUGCAGUCCCUCGCCACCAAGGUCUGAGUGUGUGUGUGUGUGUGUGUGUGUGUGUGUGUGUGUGUGUGUGUGUGUGUGUGUGUGUGUGUGACGCAGAAGAGCGACGUCCAGUCCCUCGCCAUCAAGGUCUGACCGCUGCGUUGACCACACGCAGAAGAGCACUGUGAUGAGGAG